AUGCCUAGUGACAAGACAAUUGGCGGUGGUGACGAUUCCUUCCAGACAUUCUUCAAUGAAACAGGAGCUGGAAAACUCGUUCCUCGGGCGGUCCUUGUUGAUUUGGAGCCAACUGUUGUCGGUAGGCUUCUUUGCGUAAAUUAUUUUGACCGAGGUUUAGUUUUACCAGAAAACAUUCAAACUCGCUAUCCUUAGACAUGUCUUAGCCCCAAACAACGGUUCCUCAAAAUGAGCUUCUUCGGCACUUCAGUUAUUUAGUUUAACCAGUUUAAUUUGUUUCACGAACAUGCAUGCCAUCGAUAAAAAUCGAUAGCAUAUCAGCGUACGCUUACUCGCGGGAAACUUGCUGCUACGACUGCAGCUAACCAAUCAGAAGCCAGUUGCGAGCGGGACACGAGCAGCGAGUUUCGAUUCGCAAGUGACUGCUAUUAGGGUGACCUGUCCCCUUGCAUCCAGCGACGAAGACGAGUGAUUAAAUAAAUGCCUGUCAGUAUAAAAAUGCAUUCGACAAGGUAUUUUUAUUAGGAUAACUCUUGUACUCCGGUUCCUUUUUCUUAAGACGAAGUUCGGACGGGUACUUACCGGCAACUAUUUCACCCGGAACAACUCAUCAGUGGAAAAGAGGACGCCGCCAACAACUAUGCACGCGGCCAUUAUACCAUCGGCAAGGAAAUGAUCGAUCUGGUUUUGGAUCGCAUUCGAAAACUCGCCGAUCAGUGUACCGGCAUGCAGGGUUUCGUCAUUUUCCACUCCUUUGGAGGGGGCACUGGGUCAGGUUUCGCAUCGCUCCUCAUGGAGCGCCUUAGCGUAGACUACGCCAAGAAGUCCAAACUGGAGUUUGCAAUCUACCCGGCCCCGCAGAUCUCUACUGCGGUCGUGGAACCCUACAACGCCAUUCUCUGUACACACUCCACCCUGGAGCAUUCAGAUUGUGCCUUCAUGAUUGACAACGAGGCGAUCUACGACGUGUGUCGGUGAGCUAUUUUUCGAUUAGCAUUAACUUCCUUAGUUAUGAUUUCAUUCCCGCUAAUAAGUUGUGUGUACUGCACGAAGACCACAAAAGGUGUGCAGUUUUAAAGCGAAUAUGUUGAGCGAGACCACCUUUCCGCCCAAGUGGUCAGAGGCCGAAUGCCGAAGGUCAAGGAUCAACCUGAAAUCUAGAUUUAUAGUGGCGUCCUCCGAUAGGAAUUACCUUUCGUUGUUUGGUCUUCAUAAAGCUGCUUUGCGAGGUUUGGUUCUGCGGCCCCACUUGAUUGAUACCAUACUGUUAGCUAACUGAAACAAUUUUAGUAGGUGCGGUUACGCUGACUUUACAUAUAUCACGUGUUUGUGCCUUCCCUGACUGUGCCUCAGGGGGGGAGUGCUUGUACGCCAGCCUCGAGGGCAUCAGGUAUCAUUUCACACGCGCUUGCCUGCGCGUUAUUCAAGCCCUGCUUGCGCCCUCCAGCAAGUGGCAAAGUAGGCCUGCUAAUGUCCUUAUUCGGACGGUGUCGAACUCCAUCGGUUCCACUAUAGUAGUCACGUACUGUGAAUUAAUACGAAGUUCCCUCUGUGGCUUUCUGUUGUGAUCCUCUUAAUCCAGCGAGUGGCUGUGUCGCGGGGGGAGGGUGUAGACGUUCACACGCGCUUCCCUGCGCGUGCUUCGAGCUCUGCUUGGGCUCUCUUCCCCUUUCUAAUCUAGGAUUGGUAUGCCAACUAAAAUUGUUUUAGUAAGCUGGCCAUAUGGUAACAAUCAAGUGGGACUGCAGGACCAAACCUGCCGCCGUUUUCAUGUUACUGCGUAAUGCUUGACUUAAAUGUCCCUGACAGGCGAAAUUUGGAUGUCGAGAGACCUACGUACACCAAUCUCAACCGACUGAUUGCCCAGGUUGUCAGUUCAAUUACGGCUUCUCUGAGGUUCGAUGGCGCCUUAAAUGUUGACCUCACCGAAUUUCAAACGAAUCUCGUGCCCUAUCCCCGGAUUCACUUCCCCUUGGCCACUUACGCGCCAGUGGUCUCCGCCGAGAAAGCCUACCACGAGCAACUGGCUGUUGCUGAACUUACAAACGCCUGCUUUGAGCCAGCCAAUCAGCUGGUGAAGUGUGAUCCGCGGCAUGGCAAAUACAUGGCCUGUUGUCUGCUAUAUCGGGGCGACGUGUCGCCGAACGAGGUGAACGCGUCAAUUGCCUCAAUCAAAUCCAAGAGGACCAUCCAGUUCGUUGACUGGUGUCCAACCGGCUUUAAGGUCGGUAUUAAUUAUCAACCGCCCACCGUGGUGCCAGGUGGCGACUUAGCCAAGGUCCAGCGUGCCCUAUGCAUGAUGAGUAAUACAACAGUGAUUGCAGAAGCGUGGGCCCGACUGGACCAUAAAUUUGACUUAAUGUAUGCGAAGCGCUGCUUCGUACACUGGUAUGUGGGCGAAGGUAUGGAAGAGGGUGAGUUCUCCGAGUCGCGUGAAGAUACAGCUGCACUGGAGAAGGACUACGAAGAAGUCGGUGCCGACACUGUGGAGGGUGAAGGCGAGGAAGAAGGAGAGGAGUACUGA
This is a messenger RNA of Spirometra erinaceieuropaei, 2524 nucleotides long. The record is from the annotation of a GenBank genome assembly. NCBI's taxonomy places the organism in Eukaryota, Metazoa, Platyhelminthes, Cestoda, Diphyllobothriidea, Diphyllobothriidae.